AUGGAUGAAAUCUACAACAACAUUACACAUAGGAACAAGCUUAGAAUUAGAACUGAAACGACUGUAUCAAAUGAUGAAUCGUUUCUUGAUAAUUCUUAUCAAAGUAUGCCUAAUGUUGGAUACACAGACAGCUUAGAACUAUCCGACCUGAAAUGUACAAUAGAAAGGUUAAAUACGGAAUUAAAUAUUGCCAACGCUGAAUUAGAAAAUUUAAAUCUUGAAAAUGGAAGACUGAACAAAAAAAUAUUAGACUACGAGAGGAAAAUAUAUUUAUUAAAAUCUGUCGGAAUACAAGACCUAAGAAGAUCCACAACAUGCACACCUUUAAAAUUGUAUUCUCCGCAGUACAAGAAACACAGAUCAGAAAACAUUAUAACAGACACCCCUAUCCGACCCCUAAAAGGGACUAUAACAUUUAAGAACUUCGACUAUAGUUCCCUCAAAUCCACUAUGAUGAAGAAAGAGCAUCUUGAUGAAUUAGCAAUCAUGGACUGUAACGGAACACCUACCAAGGGAUGCCGAAAUUGCUGCACACCAAUGAUAGAUAGUGAUAGUGACCUUCCCUGCGGUGAAGAAGUAAAACCCUACUGCGAUAUGUCGAGACGAAAGAAUCGAGUAGUAAUUAUUGCGGAUCAAUCUGGCCAGGGGUUAAGGAAAAAAUUGCAAGAAAUUUUAGGAAAUGAGUAUUUCGUGUACUUAAAAGCUAACGCGCAUAUUGACCAAAUACUAAUCUUGUGA
Molecule: messenger RNA, 738 nt
Organism: Parnassius apollo (apollo)
Lineage: Eukaryota; Metazoa; Arthropoda; Insecta; Lepidoptera; Papilionidae
Source: the annotation of a GenBank genome assembly